AUGAAACAGGACAUUGGACUGCGAGCCCACUACCAUUUCCAAAUCAUAUCGAUCAAAAUGCCCCCCGCAAACGCCACCUCCGACGAACACCAACACCUCCUCGACUCCCUCGACAUCGCCAGUCUCCCCCGCCCCUUCCGUAACCGCAACUGGAAACCCUCCCAACGCCGCAAUAAAAACGUUAAACAACUCCUCUCCGAAUCCUCACGCAAAGAAGUCUCUUCAAUGGCCACCCAAGUCAACUCCGGCGCCACGACACCAUUCCCGCUCAGCACAACAGAUGGCUCCCAAACACCUGCCGUAGCAGCAGGAGGCGCAGCAUCCACGCGCCCACCCAAUAUUGCGCAAGCAGCUCAGAGUUUAUCGACGCUUGUUCUAGAAAAAAAUCUCAAAGCUGCUUCGGGGAUGUAUACCGGAGGGCCGGCGGUUACGUAUACGAAUAUUGAGUCUGCGCCGUCGUUGAGUCCGGCGAAUCAGUAUCGGUAUUGUGAUCUUACGGGUUUGCCAGCGCCGUAUACGGAUCCGAAGACUAGACUGCGGUAUCACAAUCGGGAGGUCUUUGGAGUUGUGAGGACGUUGGGGCAGGGUGUUGCGGAGAACUUUCUGGAGGCUCGAGGUGCACAUGUUGUGUUGAAGUAGUUACUCGAUUAUCGGUCUCUUACUCAACUUUACAUACGAUAUUCUGCUUCCUUGGUCGACCUAAAUAUAGAAACAAAAUGUCAGGCCAACAAAGUCAAGCUCUUUCCACCCACCUGCCCCUCUCGAGACAGGUUCAAAGAAAACGCUCCGGCUUAAUCGCGACCAUUAAAAAGAAAUCGAUCUUCGCCCUGAUCCGAAAGAAUCGAGAACAACCGAUACCGACACUCCAUGGAAAGGGGCAUCAGUUACAGCGUCAAUUGACGCUGUUGGUUGUGGCGGGUUGUUUACGAUGCUGGAAAGUGUAGGAUUAGUGUUGCUGGA
Talaromyces stipitatus ATCC 10500 is the source of this 960-nucleotide messenger RNA. RefSeq lists its product as uncharacterized. The record is from RefSeq and is a predicted model, not a curated record. Gene Ontology annotation, biological process: chromatin remodeling. The transcript has 3 exons. Gene Ontology annotation, cellular component: Ino80 complex. The coding region runs from base 1 to 639 and encodes 212 amino acids. NCBI's taxonomy places the organism in Eukaryota, Fungi, Ascomycota, Eurotiomycetes, Eurotiales, Trichocomaceae.